This is a messenger RNA of Manduca sexta (tobacco hornworm), 1002 nucleotides long. It is a transcript of the gene Cisd2, whose product is annotated as CDGSH iron-sulfur domain-containing protein 2 homolog. Gene Ontology annotation, cellular component: intracellular membrane-bounded organelle; mitochondrial outer membrane. NCBI's taxonomy places the organism in Eukaryota, Metazoa, Arthropoda, Insecta, Lepidoptera, Sphingidae. Gene Ontology annotation, biological process: regulation of autophagy. The record is from RefSeq and is a predicted model, not a curated record. Gene Ontology annotation, molecular function: 2 iron, 2 sulfur cluster binding. The transcript is spliced from 3 exons. Bases 152 to 550 code for a protein of 132 amino acids.
GAAUUGGAUUGUCAAUAAUUGUCAAUUGUCAAUUGUCAUUUGUCAAAGCUCAAAGUCAAACUGAAACUACUGUACUGCGAAGGUUGUGUUGUGUAACGUCGUACACAAUCACAGUAUUUUUAUCAAGAAACUUAAUUUAAUCUUUAUAAAGAUGUAUAUUGUAUCAAGUCUUGUGAAAGUUACUAUUCCUAAUUAUUUAGCCAGUUUACCGAUACCUGAUUCCAUCGGCGGCUGGUUUCGUCUUGGAGUUAGGGACUGGCUCGCUUUAAUACCUCCUACAGCAGUAGUAGGUGGCAUCUCAUAUUAUUCAUAUCUAACUAUCAAGAAGGCAAGGGAAGCCGGCAAUGGACAAAUAAACCCAAUAAUAAGGAAAGACAUUCAAAAAGUGGUGGACUUUAUUGAUAUAGAGGAUAUCACAGAGAAAGCUGUCCUUUGCAGAUGUUGGAGAAGCAAAAAUUGGCCGUACUGCGACGGCGCGCACGGGGCUCAUAACAGGGCCACGGGCGACAACACCGGCCCAGUAGUCGUCAGACAUAAGCCGACGGAAUAACCAGUGCAAGUUCCGGAAUCGUAGCUACGGCAUCUACCAAGGCCAUUUCAAACUUACCGCUAACAAGAAUGGACAAUGAUAUCUCCUGAUACUAUGACAGAUUGGCAUAGCAUUAAUACAGAAUAACAUUCCCGUUAAUUCAGAUAAGGCCGUGGACUUCAUUUCCCGUAUUUGCUAAAUUUUACGGUCUUAUGCAUUGUUGAUAGCCCUAGCUAUAGAUCCCAUGCACCGAAUCUAUGAAGUAUGUACCAGUGAUAAAUAAUGUGAUCAUGUUAAGCGAAAUUUGUUGUAUAUUGACACAAUAUUUAAUUUUCUAAGAACAAAUAUUUUUAAGUUAUCGUAUUGCAUUUUUAGCGCAAUUUUUUGCAUGGAGGCGUGUUUCGAAUUUUUGUAAUCAGAUUAUUGAAUUAUGAUCAAAUAAGCAUAAUAAAGUGGAUUGUUAUGAUAUUAAA